This is a messenger RNA of Stylonychia lemnae, 777 nucleotides long. The record is from the annotation of a GenBank genome assembly. NCBI's taxonomy places the organism in Eukaryota, Ciliophora, Spirotrichea, Sporadotrichida, Oxytrichidae.
AUGAAUUUAAACUCCCCACUUUUCGAUAAUGUGCUGGCCAUCGACGAGCGACUUAAAAUGCUUGAAAUGGAAGUGUAGUAGAUGGAUACUUACUACUAGCAGAAACCUCCACCUAAUCUAGGCAGCAUGAUCAAUAAUAAUCUAUCUGGAUUGACGUAGCAAACAUUCCCAGAAGAGUAGGAAGAGGAUUUAAAACCUUAAGCAUUCAAGCCACAACCAUAUGUCCCUCCAUCGCAUCAAUAAUCAAUAAACUAAUAAAUAUAGCUAGUUGCAUCUCCUAAGCAAUAGCUCACUUAGCAGUCAAAUACAUCAACAGCCAGAAAGCUCAGUUCUAAAAAGCCUAUUCAGUAGAAUUCAGCUUAUUCAAGUGCUUCAAAUCAACUCAAUAACAAUAACUAGCAGUAAAUAACUGCAGCAACACAAUAGCAAUAAAAUUAAUCAGCUGUCGGUGCUGGAACCAGGUAUUAGAAUCUAACUGCAAUUGGUCUUGAUAAUAAAUCACUUCUUAUAAAUAAGAUUAAGCCUUAGAUUUCAAAGUAGUAUGAGCAAACUUUGGAGGAGGGGAGACCUGACUUCUCUAUCUUGGAAUAGGAAUUCGAGUUUGGUGAUAAGUUCUAUGAACCACAGUACUUUGGAAACACCAACGACAUUGAUGGGGAGUGCUCCUUUAAUGUUAGAUUUAGAGAGAGCGAGAGUGUGCAUAAAACAGAGUAACGAAUCAUAAUGGAUGUACUUAAAACUCAGUCGAAUACCUAUUACGAUAGCUUUAUGUUUUGA